AUGCGUCUUCCAGCAGAAAACAUGCUAGCACCCCUCGCCUUCGCUUGUGUAGGAACCUGGAUCCUCUUCCAGCUGGGAAAAUGCAUAUACAAUCUCUUCUUCCACCCGCUUCAUCAUAUCCCUGGCCCGUGGCUCGCGGCCGCAACAUACCUCCCGGAAUUUUACUAUGAUAUAGUGCAGGGAGGCCGGUACACGAGACGGAUCCAGCAGAUGCAUGAGAAAUACGGCCCCAUUGUCCGCAUCAGCCCGCACGAGAUCCACUGCAACGACUUCCGCUUCAUCAACGAGAUCUACGCGAGCGGAAGCAGGAAGCGCGAUAAGCCUGCUCACCAGGUAACAGGGAGUGCAGGAAUCCAAGCGCUAGCGACCUUCUCCACGACCUCCCACUCCACACACCGGCUGCGCCGCAACGCACUGAACAAGCUCUUUUCACGCGCGCAAGUCCUGAAACUCGAGCCUAUCGUCCGAGACCUCGGCGAGCAGCUCUGCGAGAAGAUUCUGCGUACGGAGAAAGCGCAGCCGUUCAUGGCCGGACACGCGUAUAGCCAGUGCACGACGGACGUGAUCUCGGGAUACUGUCUCGGCGAGAAUCUGGGGCUGCUUAAGAGCGACGGCUGGGAGUUUGGGUUCUCCGAUGAGCUGACGAAGGCGCUCAGGUUGGGAUAUGUGAUGCGGUUUGUGCCGUGGUGGGCAGAUGUCCUGUGGGCUGUUGAGGAGAUCCGCAGCCUUGUGAUGGGGAAGCCGGAGAAGGCAAGGGCGUCGGAUGCAUUCAUAGCAAACAUGCCAGCUUACAUCAAGAAAGCCCAAGCAGAAGUGGCCACCAAGCAGGGGGCAGAAACACCAAAGACCACGGUCUUCACCUCAAUCCUACAAUCCGAUCUACCCGCGCAAGAGAAGACCCUCGACCGCAUGACCAGCGAAGGAAUCUCGCUCUUUGCCGCCGGCACCGAGACAGUCAGCUGGGCCCUUACGGUCGCCACGUUCCACCUGAUUUCAAACCCUAAAAUCCUCGAGAAGCUCACGGCCGAAGUAUGCCCCCUCAUCAACGAUCCAGAGAAGACCACCUGGUCAAAACUCGAGGGUCUGCCCUACCUCGGCGCCGUUAUCCACGAGUCCCUGCGGCUGUCGUAUGGCGUCGCCAGUCGGACGGCGCGAGUCCCGACGGACGAGGAUCUGGUUUAUCGCGGCGAAUGGGAGCCUGAGGGCAUACACUAUGUCAUCCCUAGGGGCUCGGCGAUUGGGAUGUCCUCUGCAGUCACCCACCACGACGAGAGGGUCUUUCCCGAUUCGCACUCUUUCAUCCCAGAGCGGUGGCUGGAUGAGAAGGGGCAAAGGAGAAAGGAGCUUGAUCGGACGCUGUUGUCUUUCUCGAAGGGGAGCAGGGGGUGUGUCGGGAUAAAUCUCGCCUACUGUGAGCUCCAUCUCCUGCUCGCGUUGCUUGUUGUGCGGGCUUUUCCACACCUGAAGCUGUACGAGACUACGGAGGCUGAUGUGGAGUACGACUAUGACUUUUUCACUAUGUUUCCGGUCGCGGGGAGCAAGGGGGUUAGGGUUGUGGUUGUUUGA
This is a messenger RNA of Aspergillus mulundensis, 1566 nucleotides long. RefSeq names its product cytochrome P450. The record is from RefSeq and is a predicted model, not a curated record. Bases 1 to 1566 code for a protein of 521 amino acids. The transcript has 6 exons. NCBI's taxonomy places the organism in Eukaryota, Fungi, Ascomycota, Eurotiomycetes, Eurotiales, Aspergillaceae. Gene Ontology annotation, molecular function: oxidoreductase activity, acting on paired donors, with incorporation or reduction of molecular oxygen; heme binding; iron ion binding.